UUGGUGAUGAUGGCGCACAUGGUGUUAUGACAACCCCACUAGAUGUGUGCUGAAGAGGCAAUGUGUGGUAUUAUAGACUGGUUCACAUGGGGUCCUCUAGCAGAAGUGAGCGGCAGAGAGCAAUGUCUCACAACAAACACAUACUACAAUGGUAUUCUGCAGUUCUACUUGUUUGAAGCAACUGGUCAUUCAACGUGG
Molecule: messenger RNA, 198 nt
Organism: Geodia barretti
Lineage: Eukaryota; Metazoa; Porifera; Demospongiae; Tetractinellida; Geodiidae
Source: the annotation of a GenBank genome assembly